Messenger RNA from Orycteropus afer afer, 2027 nucleotides. It is a transcript of the gene EPM2AIP1, whose product is annotated as EPM2A interacting protein 1. Gene Ontology annotation, biological process: positive regulation of glycogen biosynthetic process; positive regulation of glycogen (starch) synthase activity; response to insulin. The record is from RefSeq and is a predicted model, not a curated record. Lineage: Eukaryota; Metazoa; Chordata; Mammalia; Tubulidentata; Orycteropodidae.
GCCUAGAAAUCACUGCUAUCUCUUCCUAUUGGUUCGUUCCUAAAGAGACUACGAAAUCGGUAGCCAGUAGGAACAGAGUGCGCUAGCAGGAGGUGAGUAUUCCGCCUGCUGAGGUGCUCUGGCGCAGAGGUGGGUGCUUGGCUCUACCUUCUGCAGCCUCCCUGGAGACCGCCUUGUUCUUGUGGCCUGCAGCAAAAUGUGGAUGACGCCCAAAAGGAGCAGGAUGGAAGUCGACGAGUCUCGGGUUUUCCGGCCCGAGUGGACCAAACGUUACUUGGUGGUGGAGCAUCCAGAGGGCAAGGGGGCCCUGUGCUUGGUCUGUCACCGCCUCAUCGUAGCCACCCGCGAACGCGACGUCAGACGCCACUACGAAGCGGAACACGAAUACUAUGAUCGGUACGUGGCAGAGGGCGAGCGCGCGACCCUGGUUGAGCGUCUGCGUCAGGGCGAUUUGCCGGUGGCUGCCCCGUUCACUCCGGAGGAGAGAGCUGCUCGUGCAGGCCUCGGGAUCUCCCGCCUCUUGGCCUUGAAGGGUCGUGGCUGGGGUGAGGUGGACUUUGUACACCAGUGCAUAGAGGUGAUGCUGAGAGAGGUACUGCCAGAGCACGUAGGUGUCCUGGAGGGCAUUGAUUUAUCUCCAGAAAUAACAGGGCAGAGGAUCCUGAGCAUUGACAGGAAUCUACGCAGUCAGCUUUUUAACCGAGCCAGGGACUUUAAAGCCUAUUCACUUGCCUUGGACGACCAAGCUUUUGUGGCCUAUGAGAACUACCUCCUGGUGUUUAUCCGCGGCGUGGACCACGACUUAGAGGUACAAGAAGAGCUUCUGACCGUCAUCAAUCUGACACAACACUUCAGUGUUGGUGCCUUGAUGGCGGCAAUCCUAGAGGCCCUACGGAGAGCAGGGCUUAGCUUGCAGCGAAUGGUUGGACUGACCACGACUCAUACUUUGAGGAUGAUUGGGGAGAACUCAGGAUUAGUCUCCUAUAUGAGAGAAAAGGCUGUAAGCCCCAACUGUUGGAAUGUUAUUCAUUAUUCAGGAUUCCUUCACUUGGAACUGUUGAGCUCCUACGAUGUAGAUGUUAAUCAGAUCAUAAAUACCAUAUCCCAAUGGGUAGUCUUGAUAAAGACCAGCGGCGUUAGGCGACCCGAGUUUCAGGCUUUACUAACUGAGUCUGAAUUGGAGCAUGGUGAAAGGGUUAAUGGACGAUGUCUGAACAAUUGGCUAAGAAGAGGGAAAACUUUAAAACUAAUAUUUUCCCUAAGAAAAGAGAUAGAGACAUUCUUGGUUUCAGUAGGGGCUACCACAGUGCACUUCACGGACAAGCAAUGGCUUUGUGAUUUUGGCUUUUUGGUCGAUAUUAUGGACCACCUUCGUGAACUCAGUGAAGAACUGCGAGUUAGUAAAGUCUUUGCUGCUGCUGCCUUUGACCAUAUUUGUACUUUUGAAGUUAAGCUAAAUUUGUUUCAGAGACACAUAGAGGAAAAAAAUUUAACACACUUCACUUCCUUCAAAGAAGUUGUUGAUGAGCUUAAACAGCACCUUAAAGGUGAUCAAAAAAUAUUUGAUCCUGACAGGUAUCAAGUGGUGAUCUGUCGCUUACAAAAGGAAUUUGAGAGACAUUUUAAGGACCUUAGGUUCAUUAAAAAGGACUUAGAACUUUUCUCAAAUCCAUUUAACUUUAAAUCUGAAUAUGCACCUAUUUCAGUAAGGGUGGAGCUAACAAAACUUCAGUCAAAUACUAACCUUUGGAAUGAAUACAGAAUCAAAGACUUGGGGCAGUUCUAUGCUGGAUUGUCUGAUGAAUCCUACCCAAUUAUCAAAGGGGUUGCCUGUAAGGUGGCAUCCUUGUUUGAUAGUAACCAAAUCUGUGAAAAGGCUUUUUCAUAUUUGACUCGAAAUCAACAUACUUUGAGCCAGCCAUUGACAGAUGAGCAUCUCCAAGCUCUGUUUCGAAUUGCCACAACUGAAAUGGAGCCCCAUUGGGAUGAUCUUGUGAGAGGAAGAAAUGAAUCUAAUCCAUAAAUCU